This is a messenger RNA of Lachancea dasiensis, 2034 nucleotides long. NCBI's taxonomy places the organism in Eukaryota, Fungi, Ascomycota, Saccharomycetes, Saccharomycetales, Saccharomycetaceae. The record is from the annotation of a GenBank genome assembly.
AUGUUUACACAGCGCAAGAAUGCAAGGGAACAACAGAGGACACAUCCAAAUGCUGGUCUGAAGUCUCAAAUGCGUCAGAAGACGGUGACGAGUUUUUUCGGCAAGAAAACGCGUCGCGUGAUUGACAGCUCAGAAAUAGCCGCCGAGCCUCGGCGGUCAAUGUUAGGUCGCCAAAAGCCGCUCUUCACUUCUCAAGGAUCCUUUGAUGAUGAUGAUCCGACUGGCGAGCAGGAGCUUUCCAAACUUGUGAAUGAGACCCCUCUGCGUAAUUUCAAGACGCAGGAGGAACUAACCAAGUUGAAAUCAGGUAACCGUGGCGUACAGGAAAAAAUCUCUGGACCGCGGACUUUCAAGGCCAUUGGGGAGCCUCGAGAGUCAAUAGUAGCAGAGUCCCAAAUGCAAAGGUCUACGGCCAAAAGAUCAGUUGUUUCGGGCUUCUCCAUUCCGAUGAGUAAAAGGUUGAAACCAGUCAGAACGAACUCGAUUCAAGGAGCACAGAAUCACAGGAGUCUUUCAAAAAGCUCUUCGGCGAUAGAACUGACUGCGGAACAACGCAAGGUUAUUGACUUAAUUGUCAACCAGCGAAAAAAUGUUUUUUACACGGGCUCUGCCGGUACCGGUAAAUCCGUAGUUUUGCGAGAACUCGUCAGUCAGCUGCGUGCUCGAUAUGGAGUGUCGGCCGUCGCCAUAACUGCCUCUACUGGUCUUGCUGCCGUGAAUAUCGGUGGCAUGACAGUGAACCGGUUUUCCGGCAUCAAUAUUGGUGUGGGCAGUGCUCAAAAACUGGCCGCUCAAGUGAGUCGUAAUAAGACGAACAGUGAAAGAUGGAAGCGUACGAGUGUUUUGGUUAUCGACGAGGUAUCCAUGAUUGAUGGUAGAUUUUUAGACAAAAUGGACUUUGUUGCGCGGGAAGUGCGGCGAACACCAAACAAGGCAUUUGGUGGUAUCCAACUAGUAUUGACGGGUGAUUUUUUCCAAUUGCCACCAGUGGCGAACAGAGACUCUAGUGUGGAAAAACCAACAUUUUGUUUUGAGAGCAAAGUGUGGAAACAGGCCAUAGACAACACGAUAUGUUUGACCGAAGUUUUUCGACAGAAAGAUCCUGAGUUGGUCAACUUACUUAACAGCAUUAGAUUUGGCGAUAUUAAUCCGAUGAUCAUCCAGCAGAUCAAAAAAUAUGAGAGAGAAGUGGAGUACGCAGACGGAAUCUCGCCAACCGAGCUCUAUCCUACAAGACGAGAAGUGGAUUUGUCAAACAAGCGGAUGCUGGACAGACUGCCUGGCGAUGUCAAGAUAUUUAUGGCUCAAGAUCAGACUACUAGUGACAAUCCCUACCUGCUCAAAAUUUUGGAUUCCUUGAUGGUAGACAAGAAUCUGGCGCUAAAAGAAGAUGCACAGGUAAUGAUGCUGAAAAAUAUAGAUGAGACUUUGGUGAAUGGUUCGGUUGGCAAGCUAUUGUUUUUUACCACAGAGCUUCUGUAUCAGAAGAUGUUGGAGCUCUUUCCUUCCUCGAAGCUGAGUGAUCCUGACUUAGUAAUCGACAUGCGGCUGUUGAGCAAGUGCAUUGGCCUAGCCCCACAUUUGUACCCUCAAAAUAUUGAAAAUGAGAUAGCAACAAGACCAAUGGCUAGGGCGGAGACGUUGAGAAUUAUGCUCAAAAUUGCCGAGCGGGAAAACAAGCAAUUCUCCUAUCCGUUAAUUCGCUUCACGACCCCCAAUCAUGGCUUUAGAUUUGAGCUGAUUCAACCCACUGAGUUCACAGUUGAUGUUCCUGCACAAAAGACCAGUGUUAGUAGAAUUCAGCUGCCCCUAAUCUUAUGCUGGGCGCUUUCAAUCCAUAAAGCCCAGGGUCAAACAAUUGACCGACUCAAGGUUGAUCUGAAAAAAAUAUUCGAGGAGGGUCAAGUCUACGUUGCGUUGUCAAGAGCUGUGUCCAAAGAGCGACUCCAAAUUAUAAAUUUUGAAUCUAGGGCAAUCAAGGCUAACGACAAAGUCAAGCAAUUCUACAAAACUCUAGAGGUUGUGGCCGCUUGA